Molecule: messenger RNA, 1795 nt
Organism: Eptesicus fuscus (big brown bat)
Lineage: Eukaryota; Metazoa; Chordata; Mammalia; Chiroptera; Vespertilionidae
Gene: FAM222A
Product: family with sequence similarity 222 member A
Exons: 3
Coding region: 121-1467 (448 amino acids)
Source: RefSeq, a predicted model, not a curated record
AGGAGGGCGAGCGCCGGUCACCUCCGCGGGCGCCGCCCGCCGCCCUGAUUGGUUGCUAAGUGAUUUGCAUCCAAGGGACCCUGCCACAGAGCGCGCCGCACCGCGGGCCCCAGUUCAGCCAUGCUGGCCUGUCUGCAGAGGACCCAGAACCCCCCGGGCCAGCACCUGGCCUGCCCGAGCAAGAGCCUGGAGCUGCGCAAGUGCGAGACGGUGGCCAGCUCCAUGCAUUCCUCCCGCUACCCGAGCCCGGCCGAGCUCGACGCCUACGCUGAGAAGGUGGCCAACAGCCCGCUGUCCAUCAAGAUCUUCCCCACCACCAUCCGGGUGCCGCAGCACAAGCAUCUGGGCCGCACGGUCAACGGCUACGACACGUGCGGCCAGCGCUACAGCCCCUACCCGCAGCACGCCGGCUACCAGGGCCUGCUGGCCGUCGUCAAGGCCGCCGUCUCCUCCAGCGCGGCCGCGCCCGCAGGGCCGGUCAAAGGCGUGCUCAAGAGCGCCGAGGGCAAGCGGACCAAGCUGUCGCCAGCCGUCGUGCAGGUGGGCAUCGCGCCCUACCCGGCGCCCAGCACUUUGGGGCCCUUGGCCUACCCCAAGCCUCCGGAGGCGCCCGCCCCGCCACCCGGCCUGCCCACGGCCGCCGCCACGGCCGCCUCCGUCAUCCCCCUGCCUGGCCGCGGCCUGGCCCUGCCGCCUUCCAACCUGCCCUCCAUCCACAGCAUCCUCUACCAGCUCAACCAGCAGUGCCAGGCCCCGGGCGCGGCCCCCGCCGCCUGCCAGGGCGUGGCCGUGCCCCAGCCCAGCCCGGCCAAGCACGGCCCGGUGCCCAGCUUCCCCAGCCUGGCCUACUCGGCCGCCGGCCUGCCCGACUGCCGCAGAGGCGCCGAGCUGGGCCCGGGAAGCACGGCCUUGACGUUGGCCGGAGCCGCCAAGCCGGCCGGGUACGUGGACGGCAGCCUGGACUACCUGCUGUGGCCGCAGAAGCCACCCCCGCCGCCGCCCCAGCCUCUGCGGGCCUACAGCGGCGGCGGCACGGCGGCCAGCAAGUCCCCGGAGGCCUGUGGGGGGCGGGCGUACGAGCGGGCCGGUGGGUCCCCCCUCACCUGCGGCGUGGGGCUGCCGGCGGGCCUCACCGUGGGCCAGUACUUUGCGGCCCCCUGGAACAGCGUGCUGGUGACGCCCACCAGCGACUGCUACCACCCGGCGGCGGCGGCGGCGGAGCUGGGGCCCGGGGGCGCCCGGGAGCUGGCGGGGCCGCCCGCGGAGGCCCUCUCGGGCCUGCCCGGCAGGAGCGCGUGCGGCACGGCGGCCCUGAGCAGCAGCCUGCAGUCGCUGGAGUAUCUCAUCAACGACCUGCGGCCGCCCUGCAUCAAGGAGCAGAUGCUGGGCAAGGGCUACGAGACCGUGGCGGUGCCCCGGCUGCUCGACCACCAGCACGCCCACAUCCGCCUGCCCGUCUACAGAUAAGGCCGCCCGGGCCGCACGGACGAUGGACAGGGCGCCGACGGGGAGGCGGGCGGAGGACGGCGGUCGGCGCGCAGGGGCCACUGGUGCCCCCGGGAAGCCGGGCGGGCCGCUGCCGGGUCCGUGGAGGUCUGGCCGGUGACCUGGCUCACCAAGGCCCCUCCCCCCACAUCAGCGGCCCCCCAACACGGGGAGGGCCUCCCUGGGUCCACGCUGGCAGAGGGAGGGGAGAGCCACCACCUUCACCGCCAGUGUUCCUCUGGGAGGAGCUCAGGCCAGGGCGGGAGGCAGGAAGAAAUGGGGGCUUAGUUCAGGGGGGCUCAGUAGCCCC